Messenger RNA from Verticillium alfalfae VaMs.102, 1254 nucleotides. RefSeq lists its product as hypothetical. The transcript is spliced from 2 exons. Bases 1 to 1254 code for a protein of 417 amino acids. Gene Ontology annotation, cellular component: nucleus. The record is from RefSeq and is a predicted model, not a curated record. Lineage: Eukaryota; Fungi; Ascomycota; Sordariomycetes; Glomerellales; Plectosphaerellaceae.
AUGUCUAUUGGAACCGCUUCACGAUUGGAGACGCUGCGCGUAUUGAGUCGACAAGCAUCGACGGCAGCCCCCGAUACCGAGGAUGAUGACGCUGAUGCUCGAUGUUACUGGAGCGUGUUCAUCCUUGAAAAGGCCUUCUCCCCCACAUAUUCUGUUCUCAGUAGCCAGGAUGACGCCCCGGGAUUACCCUCCAAUCCUUGCCUGCCGCCAGGUGUCUCCGAGCCGGCGUUGGAGGCGGUCCAGACCGGCCUCCAACAGAACCAGGACCCCAAAGCAGGAAUCGUCUCGCCGAGCGUCCAGAUCAUUUCCAUCUGGGGAGAUAUCUGUGCAUACUUGAGCAGCAUUCGCAAAGGGAAGACGGAAAUCCCGUGGUCCUCCAACUCAACGUACUCCCAGAUCCAGGUCCAGCUGCACCAGUUUGAGCUGGAUCUCGCACCUCCCCACCGGUUCGAGAACAUACUAGUCAAACACCGCUCUCCGUCCGAGCUUCAUUCUAACAGAGAAUACUGGUCGCCGUGGACGAUCAUGCAGCUCUCAUCCCACGCAGCCCUCGCCGUUCUCAACCAUCCUUUCCUCCACCUAGUGGCCUUGCGAGGCCGCGAGUGCAGGGCUCAACCGAAGCUUUUCAUGCAACACAUCAUUGACCAGUCACUUUUUCAUACCGGAUGGGUGAUCCGUUUACUACAGACCUUUGAGGAGAUGGAACUGGAGAUAAACGACCCCCUGAUGGGGCAUCAGGUCGCAGCCACGGCAAUCAUCCCCUGUCUGUUCCAGUUUUCCCAGGAUCAACAGAUGGCCUCCAAGGCUCGCGAGGGCCUGUACCUCUGCGAAAGAUUCUUAGAACGCCUCUCCGUCAAAUGGCCGCACCUACGGCACAAGUUGAACAUUCUCCGCCAGCUUCAGUCGGCUGCCGAGAGCCGACCCGAUAGUUCCACCAUAACAUUUGAUCCGGGGUAUUUCUGGGACAUUCUCGUGUCGCCUCCCUCCUACGGCGCAAGCGACGGCUUGUCGCCCUUCGCAGCGAUGUCCGCCGCCGACGAUCCGAGAUCUACGCUCCAUGUCACGACGAAAUUUGUGCAGCCCUGGCCGGACGAGCAAACGCGACUGGUCAGCCAAGUUGAUCCGCCGUUCUUCUCACAGCCAUCGGGGACCAGCGACGACCAGAUUCUGCUCGACGACCUGUUCUCGCAGUUCCAGGUGUACGAUACGCUUUGGAAUCUGCCAGACGUGGGGUUUCCCAACUCCAGGAUGUAG